CACGCUAUGACUGAGGAAUUUGUGACCCUCAAGGACGUGGCCAUGGACUUCACCUUGGAAGGUUUGGAGGAGCUGGGGCUGGACCGGGGGGCCCUGUUCUGGGACACAGCACUGGACAACUACCAGGAUGUCUUCCUGCAGAACCCCCUAAGCCCCAACCUGACCUCCCACCUGGAUGGCACGGGAGAGGUGGAGGCCCUGGUGAGAGGAAGCCCAGAAGCAGCGGGCCCUGACAUGGUUGAGACCAAGAACUCUCCUCUGCAGCACGAUUUCUUGGAAGAAGGACUCUACCAGGAGAUUAUGGAGACGUUGUCCAAGGAUGGCCUUUGGAACUCCAAUUUUGGAGAAGAUUGUAUAGGCGAGAGCUGGUUAGACAGUUUGCUGGGAGAUCCAGAAAGUCCCCUGAGGUCUGACGUUAUCACCAACAAGGGAAGUCCCACAGAAUGCAAGAGUCCCGAAUUCAAGAGAGGCCUCAGUCCUGCGUCCCUGUUUUCCACAGGAGAGAACUCUGUGGUGCAUGAUCUUCCUGAAAAGAGCCUCACACCAGCUAAGUCUAAGGAAUAUAUGAGUAACUUUGGCUACUGCUCAGACCAGAGCCAGCAAGAUUCUGUCCAGGGAGGGGAGAAACCGUAUAUGUGUAGCGAAUGUGGGGAAAGUUUCAGCCAGAGUUACCAUCUUACCCAGCACUGGAUUCUUCAUGCUGGGGAGCAGCCUGCUGUGCGUCAGGAGUGUGAGCGAGGUUUCAACCAGAGUUCUUGCCUUUUUGUGUAUCUGAUGACUCCCAUUGGCUACAAAUCAUUUGUGUGUAAUGAAUGUGGGAAAACUUUUAGUCAGAAUACUCACCUUCUACGGCAUCAGAAAACUCACACUGUAAGAAAACCACGUAAGAAUCAAGGUGGUGACCAGUCCAGUCAUGGCCCACGGCCCGUUAAGCCUAAGAAAACUUACAUAGGUGGUAGGUUCUUUAAAUGUAAUGAAUGUGGCAAGGCUUUCAACCGGACCUUUCAUCUCACUCAGCACCAGAAGACCCACGCUGGGAAACGCUAUGAAUGUGCCAAAUGCCAGGCGACCUUCAACUUGAGGAAACAUUUCAUCCGACAUGAGAAAACUCAUGCUGUUGAAACUACCUCCGAGUGUCAGGAGUGUGGGAAGGCCUUCAGGCGGAGUUCCCUGCUCGUCGAGCACCAGGCUGUUCAUACUGGAGAGAAACCCUAUAAGUGCAAUGAAUGUGGCAAACCCUUCAGCCAUACCUCUACCCUGAAGAUCCAUCAGAGGGUUCACAGUGGAGAGAAGCCUUACAAAUGUGGUGAGUGUGGGAAAACCUUCUGCCGAAACACUCACCUUAGUGAACAUCAGCGAAUUCAUACAGGCCACCGACCCCACAGAUGUCAGGAAUGUGUCAAGUGUUUUGACCGGCCCUCACGCCUGAUUCGACAUCAGUCCAUUCACACCACAGAAAAGCCCUACAGCUGUGCUGAAUGCAAGAAGACCUUUAGCGAUAAUGAACACCUUGUGCAACACCAGAAAAUCCACACCAUCGAAACCCCCUAUGAAUGUCAGGAGUGUGGAGAACGCUUCACUUGCAGCUCAACCCUGAAUUACCACGAGAGUGUUCACACCAGAGAAAAACAAGGAUUUGAUGUGAGCAGGAAGAUCUUGGAUCAGAACCCGGAACAGGGAGAGCAUCUAAGGCUUGGUGAGAAGUGCUUUAAGUGUAACAAAUGUGAGAAAACCUUUAGCCAAAGUGCAUGCAUCUCAGAGCAUCUGUUAGUUCACACUGGACAGAAACCCUUUAAAUGUAACAAGUGUGACAGAGUCUUCACCCACAGCAAUUACCUUAUUCAGCACCAGAGAACUCAUGCUAGAAAGAAGCCCCUUGAGUGUAAAGAAUGUGGGAAGACAUUCCGCCAGAGCUCAUGCCUAUCUAAGCAUCACAGAGUUCACACGGGGGAGAAGCCCUACGAAUGUGGCGACUGUGGGAAAGCCUUUAACCUAGGCGCUAAACUCAUCCGCCACCGGCGAGUUCACACUGGAGAAAAGCCUUAUGUUUGUCAGGAAUGUGGGAAAGGCUUCAGCCAGAGCUCAUGCCUUGUUACUCACCAGAGAGUUCAUACCGGGGAGAAGCCCUAUGUGUGUAGCAUAUGUGGGAAAGCCUUUGCCCAGAAAGCAAAUCUAACACAGCAUGAGAGAAUUCACACGGGGGAGAAGCCUUACACCUGCAAUGUGUGUGGCAAAGCCUUUGGCCUCAGCGCCCAUCUCAGUCAGCACCAGAGAAGUCACACCCAGGAGAAACCUUAUCAAUGUCCACAUUGUCAGAAAGCCUUUGGGUGCUGCUCAAGUCUCAGACGCCAUCAGCGAGUACACAGGUAACAAGCAGCUACGCUGCCUGCUGCCACUGGGUGGCAGCAGAG
Propithecus coquereli (Coquerel's sifaka) is the source of this 2411-nucleotide messenger RNA. It is a transcript of the gene ZNF473, whose product is annotated as zinc finger protein 473. Gene Ontology annotation, molecular function: DNA-binding transcription factor activity, RNA polymerase II-specific; RNA polymerase II cis-regulatory region sequence-specific DNA binding. The record is from RefSeq and is a predicted model, not a curated record. Gene Ontology annotation, biological process: regulation of transcription by RNA polymerase II. The transcript has 4 exons. NCBI's taxonomy places the organism in Eukaryota, Metazoa, Chordata, Mammalia, Primates, Indriidae. The coding region runs from base 7 to 2370 and encodes 787 amino acids.